AUGGCAGACGCAGACGAGACACAAAAGCAGAAGCUUGCUGCCGCAAGGAAGCGCGUCGAGCAAAUGAAGAAGAAGAAGAAGAAUAAGGAGACUUCCGGCUCAAAGGCAGAGCCCAAAGAGGAAGUAGAAGCGCCCGCGCCCGAAGCUGUCGAAGACACCGCAGACCAACCCCCGCCGAGCCAGGAUGCAGACGACACGGCUGUCGAACAAGGCAAGGCUGAGGACAAGGCUGAGGACGAGCCUGGAGACCAGCAAGACGACAAAUCAGAAGACAAAACAGAAGAUAGGCCAGAGGACAAGGCCAGCGAGUCGUCACCGUUUGAAACGCCAUCCCUAGCACAGCAAUCAAAGCUCAGAUCAACUUCUUUCCGCGCCGGCUCGCUUGCAAGCCCGGGGCCAAUGUCGCCUGGGCCCUUUAGCCCCGAAGGCGACACAGCACCCGACAUCUACAGGAAGCACGUCGCAAGGAUAGAAGAGCUAGAAAAGGAAAACAAGCGUGUCACCAAGGAGGCUGCCGACUCGGAGAAGAGAUGGAAGAAGGCAGAGGAAGAGCUGGCUGAUCUACGUGAGUCUGAUGGCAAGGAUGGCAAGGACAGCCAGACAGAGACGUUGAAGGAGGAAAUCGCGUCUCUUCAGCGCCAAAACUCUCAGCUGCAGCAACAAGUAUCGCGGAAUAUAGGCCAUGGCCAUCGCCAGUCAGUAUCAAUCACAGCAUCGCCGCCAUCAUUACAAGCCGAAUUGAAUGCCAAAUCAGCCACGAUUGAGUCUAUGGAAAUUGAGAUUUCAAAGCUGAAAGCCCGAGUUGAACGCCAAGAGAGCGGCGCAUCUUCGGAAAGGGAGCAAAUCACUGCCCUCGAGGACAAGGUUGCCCGGGCCGAAGCUGCGGCAGGCAAAGCUCAACGCGAGCUGCAAGAUUUGAAAAAGAAUUUAGAGCGUACGACAGAAAAGGCCGUUCGUGAAGGCAGCGAACGAACCAGCGCAGAGACCAAGGUGAAGACUCUGGAACACGACCUGGACGAGGUUAACAAGGCCAAAGAAGAGCUAGAGAAGAAGACGGAAGCGCUCGAAAAGAAGGUCGCAACAUUGACUACGCUGCACAAAGAGCAAGAUGCUCGGUCACAAGCGCUAAGGAAAGAGAAGGAGAAGGCAGAAAAUGAAGCCCAGGAGCUGCGAUCCAAGGUGGAGAAUCUAGAAAGCGAAAAUGUCAAGCUUCGAAGUCGCAAAUCUGCAGAAGGAGGUGGUGGCCUUGACGACGAGGGCGUUGAUGAGCUCGAAGACGAAGGAAGACUCAAGCUAGAGAAGAAGAUUCGCAGCCUCGAGGCAGAGAUUCAUGAGCUUCGCAGCGGUGCCUGGAUCGAGAGACGGCGCGAAAUGGAAGCCAUUAGUCCUGGAUUCGACGACGUUGACCUCUCAGGUAACAACCACCCUCCUGCGCACAAGAAGGGGUCGACUGGCGGUAUUGGUGAUUUCAUCGCCCACGGACUAAAUGCACUGGCUAGAGGUGGAGAUGAUGAGCUGUUGGCGGAUGACGACAUGGAAUUUGAUGAGGAAGCCUUUAGAAAGGCGCACGAAGAGGAGGCGAAGAGGCGGAUCGAAAGGAUCAAGGAGAUCAAGCGCUCGUUGAAGCACUGGGAGGGAUGGAGGCUGGAUAUUGUGGAUGUGCGCAGAGGAGGAGGGCAGGGAAUUGGAGAUAUAUUUGACAUUUGA
Messenger RNA from Trichoderma gamsii, 1707 nucleotides. RefSeq lists its product as hypothetical. The transcript is spliced from 3 exons. The record is from RefSeq and is a predicted model, not a curated record. Lineage: Eukaryota; Fungi; Ascomycota; Sordariomycetes; Hypocreales; Hypocreaceae. Bases 1 to 1707 code for a protein of 568 amino acids.